AACAUACACCCACAUUGUACAACUCUGUUUUCUAUCUCUCCCUCCAACAGCAAAACCCAAACUCCAUAUCCUCAGUUUUGUCCUCUGUUUUUCCAUACACUGUUAUCUACACUAUAUGGCUCGAGUAAGCGCAUUUGCCAUCAUCUUCAUCCUUGUUUUGGCUUCAUUCUGCUGUUCAUCAAUUGAAGGCCGGAAGCUUUUGGGUACUAAAGGGAACAACAACAACAAGAACAGAGUAUCUUCUGCGUUUACAAGUUUGGUUCUUGCUUCCCUGCCUAAGGGAACAGUGCCAAACUCUUCUCCAAGUAAGAAGGGUCACGCCACCUUCGUUAGUGAAAAACUCUUUGUGCGUCACCUCGCCGACAUUCAUCCCACUGACGAAUCCGUUCCAAGCCCCGGUGCCGGCCAUUGAUUAACAUACAAUUUUAUUAGCUCUAAUGCUGUGAUCUACAAUUUUGAUUGUGGGGAUUCUUUUUUUUAAUAAUUCUUCGUGGUGGGUAUUGGAUUGAUAUUUGUACUAAAACAAUGUAUAGAUACUAUGGAAAAUUACUUGGGAUUGGGGAUUGGUUUUAUUGUAUCCAUCCCUUCAAGUAUGAAAAAAUAAUUAUACAUGUUUAAGAUUAUUCUUAUGGAAAAAAAUUUUUAUUUUCAUGUAUCUAAGCAUAA
This is a messenger RNA of Tripterygium wilfordii, 666 nucleotides long. RefSeq names its product precursor of CEP14-like. NCBI's taxonomy places the organism in Eukaryota, Viridiplantae, Streptophyta, Magnoliopsida, Celastrales, Celastraceae. Bases 116 to 412 code for a protein of 98 amino acids. The transcript has a single exon. Gene Ontology annotation, biological process: response to osmotic stress; cellular response to nitrogen starvation. The record is from RefSeq and is a predicted model, not a curated record.